Molecule: messenger RNA, 1299 nt
Organism: Rangifer tarandus platyrhynchus (Svalbard reindeer)
Lineage: Eukaryota; Metazoa; Chordata; Mammalia; Artiodactyla; Cervidae
Source: the annotation of a GenBank genome assembly
AUGGCAGAAAAACCAAUGUGUCCCUCCACACAAAUACCCGAUGAUGAAGACACACAAAAAGAAGAUAAUAUCCGUUGCUUAAAUGUGCUUGGCCAUUUUGGUUUCGAUUGUUUGGCUCAUCAGCUGGUGGACAAAUCUGUUCAACAAGGAUUCUUUUUUAAUAUUCUCUGUGUGGGGGAAACUGGGAUUGGAAAAUCAACCUUGAUUGACACACUGUUCAAUACUAAUUUGAAAGACAAAAAAUCUUCGCAUUUUUACUCAAAUGUUGGACUUAAAAUUCAGACAUAUGAACUCCAGGAAAACAAUGUUCAGUUGAAAUUAACUGUUGUGAAAACGGUGGGCUUUGGUGAUCAAAUAAACAAGGAAGCCAGCUACCAGCCAAUUGUUGACUACCUAGAUGCUCAAUUUGAGUCCUAUCUUCAAGAAGAAUUGAAAAUUAAACGUUCCUUAGGUGACUACCAUGAUUCCCGCGUCCAUGUGUGCCUUUACUUCAUUUCGCCUACAGGACAUUCUCUGAAGUCUCUUGAUAUAUUAACCAUGAAGAACAUUGACAGCAAGGUGAACAUUAUACCAGUGAUUGCCAAAGCAGAUGCAAUUUCUAAAAAUGAUUUACAGACAUUUAAGUGUGAGAUAAUGAAUGAAUUGAUUAGUAAUGGCAUCCAGAUAUAUCAGUUCCCAACAGAUGAUGAAACUACCACUCACACGAACUCCUCAAUGAAUGGCCUCUUACCUUUUGCUGUAGUAGGAAGUACGGAUGAAGUGAAAGUUGGAAAAAGGACAGUCAGAGGACGUCAGUACCCCUGGGGAAUUUUACAAGUGGAAAACGAAAACCACUGUGACUUUGUUAAGCUCCGGGAUAUGCUUCUUUGUACAAAUAUGGAAGACUUGAAAGAGCAGACUCAUACUCGGCACUAUGAACGUUACAGGCGCAACAGACUUCACAUAAUGGGAUUUACUGAUAUGGGUCCAAACAACCAGCCAGUUAGUUUUCAAGAGAUCUAUGAAGCCAAAAGGCAGGAGCUCUUGGAGCAAUGUCAGAGCGAAGAAGAAGAGUUGAAACAGAAGUUUAUGCAGCGAGUAAAGGAGAAAGAAACAGCAUUUAAAGAAGCUGAAAAAGAGCUACAGGACAAGUUUGAACAUCUUAAGAAGAUCCAGCAAGAGGAGACAAUGAGACUUGAGGAGGAGAGGCGACAACUGGAAGAAGAAAUCCUAGCAUUUUAUAAAAUGAAGGCCUCCUCUGGAACCUUGCAGGGUCAGGUGUGUACCAGUAUAAAGAAGGACAAAGAGCGUAAGAAAUAA